Messenger RNA from Pseudophryne corroboree (corroboree frog), 423 nucleotides. RefSeq lists its product as uncharacterized. The coding region runs from base 1 to 423 and encodes 140 amino acids. Lineage: Eukaryota; Metazoa; Chordata; Amphibia; Anura; Myobatrachidae. The record is from RefSeq and is a predicted model, not a curated record. The transcript has a single exon.
AUGUCCUGUCCCAUCUCUGUGCCAAUCAUCUUUAUUGUAAGUUAUAAAAACGUGUCUUCGAGGUCAAGUCAAUUCCGGUUUCUGGGUUACAUCGUGUCCAGUUCUGGAUUAGAGAUGGAUCCUAAGAAACUCCAGGCUAUCCACGAUUGGCCAAUACCCACGACGCUCAAAGGUGUUCAAAGAUUCCUGGGGUUCGCCAAUUAUUACAGGAGGUUCAUUCAGGGGUUCAUUGCGGCACCAAUAACCGCUCUCACACGGAAAGGUGCCAAUUCCUCCAAGUGGUCGGAAGAAGCUACCCAAGCCUUCCAUCUUCUUAAGCAACGAUUUGUCUCUGCUCCAGUACUGAAGCAGCCUGAUACCAGCUUACCCUUCACCUUGGAGGUGGAUGCCUCUUCAGUAGGGGUCAGUGCAGUUUUAUCUUGA